Diabrotica virgifera virgifera (western corn rootworm) is the source of this 1821-nucleotide messenger RNA. RefSeq names its product zinc finger MYM-type protein 1-like. Gene Ontology annotation, molecular function: protein dimerization activity. The record is from RefSeq and is a predicted model, not a curated record. The transcript has a single exon. Bases 1 to 1821 code for a protein of 606 amino acids. Lineage: Eukaryota; Metazoa; Arthropoda; Insecta; Coleoptera; Chrysomelidae.
AUGUUUAGAAAUUUCGAACAAAAUCAAAAUACGAUUGCCGAUGCCUUAAAAGAAAAUGCUAGAUUGUAUAAAUUAAAUUUUAAUGAAAAUGUUCGACUAAACAGAAUUUGUUUGCGAACAGUUAUUGAUGCAGUUUUGUACCUCAGCAAACAAGAGUUGCCUUUUAGGGGACAUGAUGAGAAAAGUGACUCAAGUAACAGGGGUAAUUUUAAGGAAUUAUUAAAUUUGUUAAUUGUUCAAAGCCCUUUGGAAACUAAAAAUCAUUACGAGAAAAUCAAAAAUGUUUUUAGUGGAGAGUCAAAAACAAUCCAAAAUGAAUUAAUUGGGUGUAUUUCUAAUUACAUCAAUGAUAAUAUUACGACUGAAAUUAAAAACAGUCAAUUUUUUUCCCUCCAAAUUGAUGAUACUACUGACAUAACGCAGACGUCGCAGUCUUCAAUAAUAUUAAGAUAUGUAAAUUCUCAAGGAUUAUUGGUUGAAAGGUUCAUGGGAUUUUACGAUGUAAGUGCCGGUAGAACAGCUGAGCAUUUGUUCACUAUGGCUGCGACAGUAUUAGAGCCUUUGGAAUACCGACAUAAGCUUGUAGGGCAGUGUUACGAUGGAGCCAGUGUGAUGUCAGGGCACUUAAAUGGUCUUCAACAAAAAAUCAAAUCACAUGCACCACAAGCAAUUUUUGUACAUUGUCUAGCCCAUCGACUUAAUCUUGUUUUGCAACAGAGUUUUAAAAAAAUAUCAAAAUGUCGAAUUUUUUUUGCAACUAUUACGGGAAUCCCAUCGUUUUUUCAUAGUUCGGCAAAACGAUCGUACGCUCUUGCAUCUACGUCGGCUAGACGUAUGCCAACAAUUACAGAGACACGAUGGUCAUCAAAUUCAAAAUUAAUCAAUGUGAUUAUUGAAGACUGGCAAAAAUUAAAAGAGGUUUUUGAAAAUAUAAUGAAUUCUGAAGAGUCAGACCGCAAAUCGAUUCAGCUGGCUAAAGGGUUUUUAGGAGACUUGAAUGAUUUUGAAUUUACAUUUUUAGCAACAGUUUUUAGCGACAUUUUUCAUUUAACAGAUAUUUUAUACGAUGUUCUUCAAAAAAAGUCCCUGGAUAUUAAUUUUUGUUUAAACCAGAUAAAAAGAACUCGUCAAUUAAUAAGUGACAAAAGAAAUGAAGAAUAUUUUAAUUCCAUUUUUGAUAAAGCAAGCGCAAUAACAACCAUUAACACUUCCAAAAGGUUUAAGUGUGAUGAUGGAAUGAGCAAAAAUGUAAUCACUACCCAAUACAGAGCAUUAUUUUUUGAAAUAUAUGAUCAUAUUUUAAUGGAAAUGGAUGUUCGCUUUCAGGAUAGUGAUAAAUUAAAAUUCGUCAGUUUAGCAGAUACAGCAAAGUUUGAGUCAUACAGUGCGACCUUUCCUUCCGACGCUUUCCAAAAUAUUUUCGACUUUUAUGGCACAAAAUUUACCAAACAUCAAAGACUUAAAAGUGAACUGUGCCUCCUGUAUGCCGACGAAAAUUACAGAAAUGUUAAUUUGCAAGAAUUGGUUAUAAAAUUACAACCAAUUAAAGACAUUGUUGCAGAAGCUUAUAAUUUGUUUUGUUUAAUUCUGACAAUUCCAUCAACAAGCGUAUCCGUAGAAAGAAGUUUUUCGUGCUUGAAAAGGUUAAAAACUUUUACAAGAAACACCAUUUCACAAGAUAGACUAUCCAGUUUAACGGUUAUCGCACUUCAUAAAGAAUUAUUGAAUGAACUGAUGCAGCAUCAUCCUUUCUACGAUGAUAUUAUUGAUAGAUUUGCCUCCCUAAAAGACCGAAGGAUCGACUUAAUUUAUAAAAACUAA